CCUCCCCCCCACACCCUCCGCCGUGUUUCCCUCCUUUCGCGGCGCUCUCGCCGGAAGCCCCGCGGGAAGUCUCGCGAGAGGCGGCGGGCGGCUGGUUGUGGCGCUGCGUGCUGCUCCGGAGGGUCGCCUCAGCCGCUCCGCUCCCCGCAGCGCCUGGGCCCCGCCGCUCGCUGCCCCUCGCCCCCCGCCGCCGCCGCCAUGUCCCGCUACCUGCGGCCCCCCAACACCUCGCUCUUCGUGCGGAACGUGGCCGACGACACCCGGUCUGAAGAUUUGCGCCGUGAGUUUGGUCGUUAUGGGCCUAUAGUUGAUGUAUACGUUCCACUUGACUUCUACACUCGUCGUCCCAGAGGAUUUGCUUAUGUUCAAUUUGAAGAUGUCCGUGAUGCAGAAGAUGCUCUCCAUAAUUUGGACCGAAAGUGGAUUUGUGGUCGGCAAAUAGAAAUCCAGUUUGCACAGGGGGAUCGGAAGACACCAAAUCAAAUGAAAGCCAAGGAAGGGAGAAACCUAUACAGUUCUUCUCGCUACGAUGACUAUGACAGAUAUAGGCGAUCUAGAAGUCGGAGUUACGAAAGGAGGCGGUCUAGAAGUCGUUCUUUUGAUUACAGCUAUAGAAGAUCGUAUAGUCCUAGAAAUAGACCUACUGGAAGACCUCGUCGUAGCAGAAGCCAUUCGGACAAUGAUAGGUUCAAACACCGCAAUCGAUCUUUUUCAAGAUCUAAGUCCAAUUCAAGAUCACGAUCCAAGUCACAGCCCAAGAAAGAAAUGAAGGCUAAAUCACGGUCUAGGUCUGCAUCUCACACCAAAUCUAGAGGCACCUCUAAAACAGAUUCUAAAACACACUAUAAGUCCAGCUCAAGAUAUGAAAAGGAAUCGAGAAAAAAAGAACCAGCUAGAUCCAAAUCACAGUCAAGAUCACAUUCUAGAUCUAGGUCAAAAUCCAGAUCAAGGUCAUGGACUAGUCCCAAGUCCAGUGGCCACUAACAGUGUAUCCAUGUUGUUUUUAGGCAUGUAACAUUCAUUUACACACAGUUCAGUUUACUUAAAUUAUCAGGAAUAUGAUGUUGCAACAGUGCUAAAAAAAAAAAAAAAAGAAAAAAGAAAAACAAAAAACUUUUCUUUGUCAGUUUUCCCUGUAGCAGACAAUGGUUAUAAUUAAAACAGUGUUGAGAAGCCACUGAGAGAGAGAGAGAGAGAGACAGAAUGUCCACUUGGUUAAAUGUCAUGGGCAGCUACUGAUUUGAUUGUGGUGUCUCUAUGUAUAUUUUUGUAAAGACUUGCAUUUUUAAUGCUUAAAUAUUGGUGAUGACUUGAUUGAUCGUAAUUUGCAACAUUGUCCUAUUAAAAAAUGUCAUACCCACAGAGAAAUUGGUACUAGUUUGUGCUGAACAGUUAAACCAACUGUUUAACUUGUUCUCUAAUACUAAACUUUGUGAUAAAAUGGAAAACUGGACAGCUGUAGUGCAACACUGACUGCUGUGAAGUGCAGACUGGCAGUUACAUGUUUCCAUUGUUCAAAGGCAGGUUUCUGUAUUCUCCGUGCCCACCGACACAAGUAGGUCGGUAAAUGGAGCUCUGUGGAGAGAGAGAGAGGUGUUGAAAUUUCUCUUGAACCCUGCCAUCUGGAGAGAUGGUACUAACACGUAUACUACAUGGGGAGAGAGUUAGUCCUGGAAGCUUGUUCAGAGAUUGCGCAGUGUCAUGAGUCGUCAGGAUAGAGGCUUCACUGCUUUUUACCUGGCUGCUAAUACUAAAUGUGUGUGUGUGGGGGGGAAGCCUUGAAGUGGAAAAUUAAGUUCAGAUUUCAGCAAAUGACAGAGUAACUACAUAUUAGGUUGUGUGUACAUUUUAUGCAGUUUUUGUAUCUAUUCUAAAUUUUAGUGAGCAGUUAACCAUAAAAUUGCUUAGUUUUCCUGCUGUUAGAUACAAGUAGAUUGUUUCGAGUUGUGUGUGUACAGUAUAUAAGAACUAAACUUUUAUGCCAAUGACUCCUGUGGUUAGUUGGUGUAUUCAUAGGUAUAAAACUGUAGCCAUCUCUCUUCUUGAGUAACAAAGGCUUGCUUUUACACAUCAAAAAGUAUUUAGUUAAGCAAGUCUGAAUCACUUUUUCCUCAGAAUGGAUAGUGGUUUGGUACAAGAUUUCAUUUUGCUUAAGAACAAAUGUUUCAAGUUGGAUAUGAACAAGAGCUGCAUCUCUAGCUAUUUAGUUGAUCACUAAUACAGUAUAUUUAGUAAAUUGAAUGUGAAAAAUAACAAAACCAGUGUGUAAUCUUACCAGUAUUUCUCUAGAAGGCAAGAUAUUUUGUUAUGAAAAUGGCUUUUGGCAUUGUUUUUUUUCUAUUUACCUUCAAAAGCCAGCAUCACACACUUAGUGUUCCUUGCUGUCUAUGUAGUAGCAUAUAAAGACAUUCAUUUAAAAAAAUCCCUUUUAGAGAAAUGUUUUAGGUUUUGGUUUUAAUGUUUUCAGCAGGGCCUUUGAAGAAAUGCAGAUGGCUUUUAAAUAUUGGCAGUGGAACGUGCUUAGGGGGUUGAUUCUAGAACCUUUGUAUAUUUGAUAGUAUUUCUAACUUUUUCUUUACUGUUUGCAGUUAAUGUUCAUGUUCUGCUAUGCAAUCAUUUAUAUGCACGUUCCUUUAAUUUUGUAGACUUUCCUGGAUGUAUAGUUUAAAAACAACAAAAAGUCUAUUUAAAACUGUAGCAGUAGCGUGCAGCUCUAGCAGAGGAAAGUUGUGGGAUUAAACUUUGUAUUUCCUUUCUUAUAGAGGCUUCUAAAAAGGUAUUUUUAUAUGUUCUUUUUAACAAAUAUUGUGUACUACCUUUAAAACAUCAAUGUUUUGAUCAAAAUAACUAAAGACCCAGCUUAUUUUCUGCUUGCUGUAAAUUUAGCAAACAUGCUGUAAUAAAAAAAUGAAGGAAAUACUGA
This is a messenger RNA of Dromaius novaehollandiae (emu), 2923 nucleotides long. RefSeq names its product serine and arginine rich splicing factor 10 (gene SRSF10). The transcript has 6 exons. Bases 199 to 984 code for a protein of 261 amino acids. Gene Ontology annotation, cellular component: nuclear speck; cytoplasm; spliceosomal complex. Gene Ontology annotation, molecular function: RNA binding. Gene Ontology annotation, biological process: mRNA splicing, via spliceosome; positive regulation of mRNA splicing, via spliceosome. The record is from RefSeq and is a predicted model, not a curated record. NCBI's taxonomy places the organism in Eukaryota, Metazoa, Chordata, Aves, Casuariiformes, Dromaiidae.